Messenger RNA from Penicillium chermesinum, 921 nucleotides. Its product is annotated as A4/G1 family peptidase. The coding region runs from base 1 to 921 and encodes 306 amino acids. Gene Ontology annotation, biological process: proteolysis. Lineage: Eukaryota; Fungi; Ascomycota; Eurotiomycetes; Eurotiales; Aspergillaceae. The transcript has 2 exons. The record is from RefSeq and is a predicted model, not a curated record. Gene Ontology annotation, molecular function: glutamic-type endopeptidase activity.
AUGAACAGAUGUUACUUUGUACACUACGAGUGGAAUGUCCUCACAUUUACAGUCAGGAAAAUUUUCCCUAGUUACGUCUGUCUUCAUUGGAGUGUCCCUCGGCGCGUCCGUCCCUCCAGCUUUGACGACCGUGCUCCAGCACGGACUGGUUCGAUCGCGGAUUAUAUUCAUCAUCUCAACACCACGGAAGACUCCCUAGCAAGGACUAGUCCGACUGCGGAUUAUAUUCAUCACCUCGAUACCACGCAAUCGCCCGAGGACAGCCCAGCAACAUCAGAAAACUGGUCGGGCGCGGUAUUGACAGGGACUGGGGUCACCGGGGUCACCGGGACAUUUGUCGUACCUGACCCAAUCCCUCCAGCAGAUGCGGACCCAUUAACCCAAUAUUGCGGAACCUCAUGGGUCGGGGUUGACGGGGAUGGCGCUGUCUGCUCCGGGGCACUUAUGCAAGCUGGGGUGCAGUGGUGUGUGCGCCAAGAUGAAGAACCUACCUUCUACGCCUGGCAGGAGUGGGUGCCAGAUGAGCCAAGUGAAGUAGUUUUUGAGGAUUUUGAAGUGGCAGCGGGGGAUGAAAUCCGGGUGACGGUGAAUGCAACCGACAGCACAAGUGGGAACGCUCUGAUAGAGAACCUCAGCACGGGGGCAAGCGCAGCACACAUCUGGGCAGGGAUGGACACCGCACUUUGUGAGAAGACGGCAGAAUGGAUCACCGAGGAUGCUACGCUCGACGGGGUCUACGGGCGCCAACUCCAGCCAUUUGCGAAUUACGGAUCGGUGGUGUUUACCAACAACUACGCCUUUGUUGGUGGCCAAAAAGUCGGUGUAGCCGAUGCUGCUCCCUUGGACAUGGUUCAGAAUAAUGUGUUGGUCAGCCAGGGAUCAAUCUCUGAUGGGGAGGUUAUCACCACCUACGAGCUUUGA